Coffea arabica (coffee) is the source of this 2238-nucleotide messenger RNA. Its product is annotated as cold-responsive protein kinase 1-like. The record is from RefSeq and is a predicted model, not a curated record. Gene Ontology annotation, biological process: protein phosphorylation. NCBI's taxonomy places the organism in Eukaryota, Viridiplantae, Streptophyta, Magnoliopsida, Gentianales, Rubiaceae. Gene Ontology annotation, molecular function: ATP binding; protein kinase activity.
CUGGGAAAAGGAGGCUACGUAAGCGAUACAGCUGAAGCGCAAAUCAAUGCAACUACGAGCGCAAGAAGAAGGCAGUACCUAAAUGCUAAAAGGCGAAAGCAAGCAGUAAACUACAACUCAGCAGCAUAUACAGAGUCAGGAGUUCGUCACUACUAGACCACAACAACGCACUAUGGUUGCUUUUGCACUCUUCCUCGUGUUUGUUUUGUCUGAUUUUCUUCGCCACUCAAUCCUGCGUCUCCCUCUCUCACUAGUCAUUAUCAAAAGAUAAACUUCCCCAUAUCACAAGAAAUCAACCCAACCCAUAUCUUUAGCAGGAUUAUUAUUAAUCUUUUUGGUCGCACUGAAAUAAUUAAUUACGUUACUAUAAUUGAAAAUGGGUGCAUACACAUGUACCUGUUUGUAUGGAUAUCUAUAUCAUACAAACAAGACCCGAAUUCGGGUAUAAUCUUCCUCUGCCGUCCAAGACUUGGGUAAAGCAGGUGCAUCAAUGAUUGUAACGAGGAAGGGAUGUGAUGUAAGAUUGGAUUUUUCUUGGUGGGGUCUUGUCAGAUGAGUAAAAGGAGGGAUGGGGUUUAGUAGCUGUUUCGGUGCAUUCGGUUCUACUUGCAAGGAAACAAGUAAAACACAGAGGCCACGAGGUGAAACACUCUAUAGGCCAUUUCCAUUUUCUCAAAGGGGUUUGCGUGUUGUACGCAUGAAAAGAAGAGAGCUCGCUACAAGCAAUGUCAAGCUGUUCUCAUACAACUCUUUGCGGUCAGCAACAGGACACUUUCACCCAUCAAACAGAAUAGGAGGCGGCGGUUUUGGAGUAGUAUACAGGGGUGUUUUGAGGGAUGGAACUCAAGUUGCCAUCAAGUGUCUAUCUGCUGAUUCGAAGCAAGGGACCACUGAAUUCUUAACAGAGAUUAAUAUGAUUUCAAAUAUUAGACAUCCAAACCUUGUUCAGUUGAUUGGUUGUGGCAUCGAGGGCAGUUAUCGGAUAUUGGUAUAUGAAUAUAUGGAGAAUAACAGCCUUGCAAGUUCUCUACUCAGUUCAAAAGUUAAAAGGCUUGAGAUGGAUUGGUCCAAGAGAGCUAACAUAUGUAGGGGUACAGCUUCUGGCCUUGCUUUUCUGCAUGAGGAAGCUGACCCAAGUAUUGUCCACCGUGAUAUAAAAGCCAGCAACGUUCUUCUUGAUGAGAACCUUCAUCCCAAAAUUGGUGAUUUUGGGCUAGCAAAGCUUUUCCCCGACAACGUCACUCAUGUUAGUACUAGGGUGGCAGGAACAGUUGGAUAUCUAGCUCCAGAGUAUGCCUUGCUAGGACAGCUUAGUAAGAAGGCAGAUGUCUAUAGCUUUGGGGUGCUUGUACUCGAGCUGGUAAGUGGCAGAAGUAGUAGUAAGGCGGCAUUCGGGGAGGAUCUGUUGGUUCUAGUGGAAUGGACCUGGAAACUAAGAGAAGAAGGUAGGAUUUUAGAGAUUGUUGAUCCAGAAUUGGGAGAAUAUCCAGAAGAGGAAGUUAUACGCUUCAUCCAAGUUGCACUCUUCUGUACCCAAGCAGCUGCUCAUCAAAGGCCUGGAAUGAAGCAAGUGCUUAAGAUGCUCUCUGAGGAGGUUAACCUUAAUGAGCAGUUACUUGAUGCUCCGGGAGUCUAUAGACCGCAUACCUCUAGGCAAUCAGGCGGUGGUGGCUUGCAAAUAACAUCCUCACGGUCGGACAAGGGCAAGAUGUCAGCAUAUUUUGCGAUGUCAGCUGGGUUGGAUACUUCUCAAAGUGUGACACAAAUGCUUCCCAGAUGAAAGCCAAGAGUCCGAAAUUCCCAAUUGUUGGUCUUGUGUUGAUCCUCCUUGAGAAUGGCUAAAAGUUGUAUGUUCUGCUCGCCUAAUCUUGACGACUUGUUCUACCAGUCUCCUAUUUGGAAAUCUAAUCAGAGGAUUUCUGCGUGGCUUAUACCCGACACUAAACGAUGUGAACAAAGACUACGGAUCCAAACGGUUGUUUUCCUCUCUGCUCAAGGAUUUCCGCGUCAUUUCCGCUUGUGAUGUCUUCAAGUGGUUUGCAGAGUUGGAGCCUAUUUUAUAAAGUUGAAGUUUGAAAUCUGAAUUCGAAAAUUAGUGUAAAAGUAUAAUGAUUGGUCAUACUAUUAAUAUUAACUUAAGGGCAUUAGGAAAAUAGUAGGCUGGAUACUCUUUCAACAAAGUCAACUAAUUUUUCUUAAAGUGUAUGAAAAAAAAAAAACUAAAACUAUCAACAGGGA